AUGAUCGCCCAGGCUGUCCUCUUUGCUAUCCUCGCCAGGCAGGCCGCUGCCCAGGUGUACCCCACCGGCCCAAUGGGACCCACCAACCCUCCGGCAGCCAUCCUCGGCACUCCCAUCAACCAAAACUCGGACGCGAGGCUGCUCAGCCUCAACGCCGUCGACGACUUUUGUCUCUUUGCCCCGCCCGAGCCCAACUCGGAGAUUGGCAACACUGAGGCCGAGGUCGUCGCCUGGUGCACCAAGGCGCGCAACAAUGCCCGUGUGAUCCCCGACGGCACCAUCACGGCGGCCCACCUCGUCAAGACGCCAAUGUACUGGCAGAUCCAGGGCUGGGGUGACUUUACCAAGCUCAACAUCAAGCACGGCGACGAGGGCGGCGAGCUCGACCCCCACGGUGCCGAUGCCGUCGGCAACCCCAUCGGCGGCAACGUCACGUCGACUGCCAACGGCGGCGACACUUCGUACGAGGAGUGGAUGAGCUUUAUGAGCUACAACGAGUUCUGUCUCCGUAUCUGCACCAACGAGGGCCAGUGGUCCGCCGGCGAGAUGUGCGCCCACGAGCUCGACCUCAUGGGCUGCCAGUGGGUCAUGCCUGGCGACUACUCGGACAACUCGUUCACCGAGUGCGAUGGUGACGCCGCGUACCCGCCCGGAGUCUACCCCCAGGGUGAUGGCAGCUACUCGACCUUCCGCCAGCGCUACACUGGCUCGUACUGGGACAACGGCGAGCUGCACUACUGGACUGUCGGCCAGACCGUUACUCCUGCCCGUGCCGCCUCGGUUCCUGCUACGUGGAACUGCAAGACGCACUCGUCCAUCGCCAACGGCCUGAACGUUCCCGGCGCUGUCGGCGUCAGCACGUCCGUGUCGUCGACCACGACGACGACGUCCUCGACUACGACCACUGCUUCGUCGAGCUCGAGCACGCCGUCGUCCAGCUCCUCCUCCUCGAGCUCCGCUUCGUCGUCGAGCUCUGCCGCCUCGUCCAGCUCUUCGGCUGCCUCAUCGAGCUCGUCGGCUGCCUCGUCCAGCUCCGCUUCGUCGUCGAGCUCCUCCGCUGCGUCGUCGUCCACCACAACCGCCUCCUCCGCGUCGUCGCCCAGUACCACCGCGUCGCUCCCCUCCUCGACCGGCUCGUCCUCUGCGUCGACCACGCCUUCGUCGAGCACCACCACCACGACCGCCAGCCCCACGGCAUCCCCCACUGGCGCUGCCAGCUCCAGCACCACCUCCAAGGUCUGCAAGACCCGUCGCAGGAGGCGUUCUCUGUAGAUUGGUGCCAGUGCACCCCGAGGCCUGGAGCCGUUGUGAUGAAUCACGUUGCAUGUCA
Molecule: messenger RNA, 1330 nt
Organism: Vanrija pseudolonga
Lineage: Eukaryota; Fungi; Basidiomycota; Tremellomycetes; Trichosporonales; Trichosporonaceae
Gene: Macf1
Product: Microtubule-actin cross-linking factor 1
Exons: 3
Coding region: 1-1272 (423 amino acids)
Source: RefSeq, a predicted model, not a curated record